ACUGUAUCGUUCCUUCGCGUUCGUGUGGGGGCCGUGUGAAUCCAGCGGGAGUGUUUGCUGUGUAAUGGCGGCCUCGUUGUUGCUCUCCGCGGAAAGCGCUGUGCCCUCGUUUAUCAUCGGCCAUCCCGCCGGAGCCUCGUCGGCGGGAGCAAGCGGCCAUCACGAAUUAUCCAAUAUUCCCGGAGUCGCGUCCUGGAGCCGCUCGCUGGACCGAGCGCUGGACGAGGCGGCGGCCACCGGAGUGCUCAACCUGAGCGGCAGGAAGCUGAAGGAAUUCCCGAGGUGCGCCGCCGGACACGACCUCACCGACACCACCCGGGCCGACCUUUCACGAAACAGGUUGACGGAGCUGCCAGUGGAGGUGUGUAUAUUUGUGUCGCUUGAGAAUCUAAACCUGUACCAGAACUGCCUACGGUCACUACCAGAGAGUCUGAUCAAUCUACAGUCACUAACCUACCUGAACAUCAGUCGGAACCAGUUGUCCACUCUCCCUGCUCAUCUGUGCCAACUGCCUCUCAAAGUUCUGAUCGCCUGCAAUAACAAGCUGGUAUCACUGCCAGAAGACCUGGCUAAACUCAGACAGCUUACAGAACUGGAUGUGAGCUGUAAUGAGAUCCAGACUCUUCCUCCUCAGAUCGGUCAGUUGGAAGCUCUCCGUGACCUCAACAUCCGCAGAAACCACCUCAUUCGCCUGCCUCCUGAGUUGGCCGAGCUGCCAUUGGUAUGGCUCGAUUUCUCCUGCAAUAAGGUAACGACAAUCCCAGUUUGCUACCGCAAUCUCAGACACCUCCAGAGCAUUAUUCUGGACAACAACCCUCUCCAGAGCCCACCUGCACAGAUCUGCAUAAAGGGAAAGAUUCAUAUAUUUAAAUACCUGAACAUGGAGGCGUGUAAAGCAACACCAGACCUUCCAGAUUAUGACAGACGACCACAGCCUUUUGGAUCCUGUGCGGAUGAUUUAUAUUCUGGUCGGCUGUAUGGAGCUCUGGACUCUGGCUUUAACAGUGUGGACAGCGGAGACAAGAGAUGGUCAGGAAAUGAGCCUUCAGAUGAGUUGUCAGACUUGCCAUUGAGAGUGGCGGAAAUCACCAAAGAGCAAAGACAGAGAAGAGAUCGAGAGAGAGAACGUGACGAGCACCGGACGGGAUCUCACGUGACUAAUGGCACAUUGGAGUCGGAGCUUGAACAGAUAGACUUUAUUGACAGCUGUACUGGGGAGGAGGAUGAGGAAGAUGGGCAGAGACGGAGAGGGGCGGAGCCAGUCACCCUCAGCUCCCAGUUCAUGGCCUACAUUGAAAGACGAAUCACCAGAGAGGGUUCACCUGUGAAGACCAGCCCAUCCAGAGAUUUCAAAACUGAGGAAGCAAGACGCCAAAUCUCCUUGCAUAACCGUGGUGGGUCUGAUACAGCUGCCUCUUCUAUAUAUGCUCACAGUCAGCGUUCGGUCAGUGUGGUAUCAGGUUCUGGUGUGGAGCGAGUGAGACGAGAAGCUCACUUGGCAGCACUGCGGUACGAGGAGGAACGCCAGACAACAAGAUCAGUCCAGAGAGAAGCUGUUAUGAACUUAGUCAAGAAUAAAUCAUCUCCGAGUCCUACGAAGCUCAGUCCAACAGACAGUGAGAGUCUGUACCCCUCCAGACGGUCCACUCACACAGAUGACUCCGCCCUCUUUAUGAGUGAAUUUGAGGCUCUACUAAUUUUUGAGAUAGACACAGAUACCAACACUAUAAAGAAGAGACCAAACCCUCACAAACAGUAUCUCUCUGCUGUGCCACUGGAUGGGUGCGUUUCUCCUGCUUUAGCCGUUGCCGCCUCCUGUACACCGCAGCAAGGUGAUGAUUAUGCCUCGCUGUCACCCACCGCCAUCCAAUCACCCACUUACCCCAGCCUGGCUGCCCUGCCCAUCUCUCGCGGCACCGCUCAUCGACCUGAGAGUUACCUGUUUCGUCUGAGUCAGCGAGAAGAAAAGAAGAAAGGAGGGUCAGGAGUACAGAGGGUGGAGUCUACAGAAGCCACUCCCACAGCAAGUCCAGCACCAACUGGAGAGGAGGCGGAGCUGAUAGAGCAACUGAGAAGAAAUAUUGAGUGUCGACUCAAGGUUUCUUUACCAAGUGACCUUGGGGCUGCAUUGACUGACGGGGUUGUUUUGUGCCAUCUGGCCAAUCACGUGCGUCCUCGAUCCAUACCCAGUAUCCACGUACCCUCACCAGCAGUGCCCAAACUGACGAUGGCAAAGUGUCGACGAAAUGUGGAAAACUUUCUGGAGGCAUGUCGCAGAAUUGGAGUUCCGCAGGAUAGCUUGUGUUCGGUAGGGGACGUAUUGAAAGGGGAGGUUGUUUGUCUUUUCAGGCUGGUUGAGGCCUUGCUCUCCAUGUCCCCACCCAACCUUCACUCUGCCCCUUCUUCCCAGCUGGCUGGUUUUGCCCUCUUUUACCUGUCAAUCAUGUCGCUGCUCUGUGCUAUCUAUUGCCACCUGGUGCCAGCUCUUUGAAUUGCACUUAUGGAGUGAUAGAUGCACUAAAAUAGCCAAUUGUUUGUGUGCACCUUUUACACAAAAUUAGCAGAUUUUACUCAAAAACCAGUGUUUGUGCGCACAGAUAUUUCCUUUUUAUAGCAUUGUCUGAAUCGUAGGGUUGGGAAUCAAGAACUGGUUCUUAUUCAGAACUGGUUCCACAAGUUUUAAAAACACUGGAAACAUAUUAUUUUCUUAAUGUUAAGUUCCGUAAACAUUUCUUUUCCCCGCCCAUGCGGACAUAACACCACACUUAAAUACGCAACAACAUGUAUAAAAUAUGACCAAAUGCGAUUUUCGAAGGAAUUUUUUUAUGCAUUUUUCAAAAAGACUCUCAAAUUGGUCUCAAACUGAAGACUUAAAUCAAUGUAAAUACUGACAGGUUCUUCCACUAACAGUGUUUAAAGAUACACAUUUAACAGUUUUGUUGUAAUAAGUGGUAGGUCAAUUAAAACUUAAAAUAUGUUACCAACAGUAGUAUUGUUUAUGUUUUUAUAUUUAUUGUUAAGUAUAUAGUUAGGACCAAUAAUUGGAGGGAUGGUGGUGGUGGUCGUGGGGGGAAUACCAAAAGAGUUGUCAAGGAACCAAAUCGUUAAAGGGUUAGUUCACCCAAAAAUGAAAAUUGUCUCAUCAUUUACUCCCCCUUAUGCCAUCCCAGAUGUGUGACUUUUUUUCUUCAGUAUUUCAGCUUUGUAUGUCCAUACAAUGCAAGUGAAUGGUGGCCAGACACUUGAAGCUCCAAAGAGCAGAUGAAGGCAGCAUUAAAGGAAUUUAUAAGACUCAAAGAGGUUUAGUAAAUGUCAUCUGAAGCCAGCCAAUCAGUUUUGGGUGAGAACAGAUCAAAAUGUAUUUCCAUUUUCACUGCAAAUCUUGUCAGCAUUCUCCUUGGCGAUCAUGAUUUCAAGCUUGUUUACACUUCCUAGUGCCAUCUAGUGCUCUGACAUCAUGAUCGUGCCUAGAGACCGCAAUGGCAAUGUGUACAGAUGAAAAAUGUGUUACACUUUUGUCUGUUUUCACUCAAAACCUAUUAGAUCACUUCAGAUUACAUUGAUUAAACUACUGGAGUAAAAUGGAUUACUUUAAUGUUGCCUAUAUCUGCUUUUUGGAGCUUUAAAGGUCUGGCCACCAUUCACAUGCAUUGAAAUGUCCUACAGAGCUGAAAUAUUCUUCUAAAAAUAGAAGAAAAGACCUACAGAAGAAAGUCGUACACAUCUGGGAUGGUAUGAGGGUGAGUUAAUGAUAAGAUCAUUAACAUUUUUGGGUGAACUAUCCCUUUAAGUGGAAUCGGAACUAGCAAUAUUAAAUUCUGUAUGAUUCCCAUCCCUACUGAAUUGCAUACAAUUGAUUGUGUGUGUGUGUGUGUGUGUGUGUGUGCAUGUGUAUAAAGGAAGCGCAUUUCCAUAGCAAAAAACAAAUCUCCAACUAAAAGCACAAAGAUGGGUGGAGUCACCCAUUCAGCCUUAAAUUUAGAUAGAAAAACAUGCUGCCUGCUCACAAAACAAGCUGUUUAUUGUGCCAUAGAGCUGCUGUUUCCCAAAGGAAUAUUGCGAGAGGGAGUAUUUUUUGUAGAAUUCGAUUCGAAUUUUUGGGAGUGUUUCCAUGAGCUCUACCUUACGACGACAAACCAUAAAAUCUCUGUUUAUCCCUUUGUGCCUUACUGUGGUGUGUGUCCAUGUCUUCCACCUCACAGUUAAACAGAAAACAUCUCAACUCACUAAGAGCACUAAACCCUACAGUUAUUGAUCAUGUUGGCAAUCUUUCACCAGAAGCAGUUUUCUCAGCGUUGAAAUAACACCAUACUUCAUUGUCAACCUGUACAUGUCUGUUACUAAUAUAUAACACACAGGAAAAUUAAUUGUCACAUUUGUGUGCCAUAUUGCCUGAUUUUCCUACAACCUGAAUGUUGUCCUCCUUUUUUCUACAAUAAAAAUCAAAACUCAAGUAUCUAGUGUAGACUUGCUUUCUAUUGUGGGUGUUUCUCCACUCUUUCCUUUUUUAAUACUUUUGUCUCUCUUCCUCACAAUAAUAAACAUGAUACAGGGACCCCACAGUUAUGGAACACUUGGAGAUUACAUCUGGAUAAUACAAGGAAUUGUAGUUAACAAAAUUAGGCCAUUCUGUGGUUAUGGGUUCAAGUCCCACAAUACUGGCAGCUUUUUGUUGGGGUGGGCUGGUGUAGCUCAUUGGUUGUAAUUGUAAGGUUGCUGGUUCGAUCCCCACAAGGAUUGAAGGCCCAUUCACACCAAAUUAGUGGAGAAUUUGUGAGACGAACUGCCGACAAAUGGUCUAUUCACACUGAGUGGAAAAAAAAUGUAAAACGAUUUCACCCCUAUACAGUAGGCGGCGCUGUUAUACAAACAUAAUGCAUUGAUCUUUAAAGGGUUAGUUCACCCAAAAAUGAAAAUUAUCCAAUAAUUUACUCACCCUCAAGCCAUCCUAGGUGUAUAUGACUUUCCUCUUUCAGCCAAACACUAUCAGAGUUAUUUAAAAAAAAUAUUCUGGCUCUUCUAAGCUUUAUAAUGGGAGUGAAUGGUACCUUAGAUUUUGAAGCCCAAAAAAG
Messenger RNA from Xyrauchen texanus (razorback sucker), 5072 nucleotides. RefSeq names its product DISP complex protein LRCH3-like. Gene Ontology annotation, molecular function: protein binding. Bases 65 to 2491 code for a protein of 808 amino acids. The record is from RefSeq and is a predicted model, not a curated record. The transcript has 22 exons. Lineage: Eukaryota; Metazoa; Chordata; Actinopteri; Cypriniformes; Catostomidae.